CCCCCCCUCCCUUAACCUUCUCAAUCGCGAUGUCGCUGCCAGUCGCCGAGCUCGUGCUCUUCACCUCUUCCGAGGCGUACCAGAACGACCAGGGCGUCCUCGGAGGGCUCAUCGACAUCCUCAACAAAACCGAGGGGAAGAUCGCGACCUACCAUGGCCCCGAAGUAGAGGACCCGACCAAAGGCUACCUCUUUGUCCUCUGGCAAACCCUCGAGCACCACAAAGCCCUCAUGUCCGGGCCCACCUACCCGGCGCUCGUCGAGACGCUCAAGCCUGCAGUCGGUGGGCCCUUCGAGAUGCUGCACAUCAACUUCACCAAGGACCCCACCCCUGCCCUCGAAGCACCCGUCACCGAGGUCGCCUUGGUCACCCUCAAGCCGGGGAAGACCAAGGAGGAAGUGGGUCCGCUGCUCCACAAGCUGACUGGCCUCCCGACCCCCGGGAUCGUCCUGUCGACAUGGGGGCCGACGGUCGAGAAGGAGGAAACUCUGAUCAUCGCCGCGGGAUGGGAGUCGGUGGAGGCUCACAAGCAGGCGUCGAAGGGCGUAUCAGGGGAGGUUGCGCAGCUGAUAGCGUCCAUUCGUGAGCUCGUGGAUAUCAAGAUCACCCACGGGAAGCUGAAGAAAUACGAUUGAUUCUGCAACUUCGGAGACGGAAACAUACAAAUGCAAGCAGUAUUUGACUACCUGUACAAUAGUCCACGCCAAUGGUCUAAAUUAGGUCGCAACUCAUCCACCACUGACGGUG
Molecule: messenger RNA, 747 nt
Organism: Gloeophyllum trabeum ATCC 11539
Lineage: Eukaryota; Fungi; Basidiomycota; Agaricomycetes; Gloeophyllales; Gloeophyllaceae
Exons: 4
Coding region: 30-635 (201 amino acids)
Source: RefSeq, a predicted model, not a curated record